AUGGAAGCUGAUGUUGUUAUUGCUUCGACUGCUAAGAUUGACUAUAUAGAAGCAAACUUCGAUACUGAUUCUAUUAACCCUGAUGUUGUGACUCCAGUUCCUUCUAAAAGGAUUGUAAAACCUAGUUUUUUAAUGAAGUCACCAUUUUUGAACGAGUUUGGUUCUUCUUCAGGCUGCAUUAUGCCGAAGCCAACUAUUGGCAGCGUCUGUCUUUGUCCAUUUGACGGUAAUUGCAAUUUAUUUAGCGAUGUCACUAAACAAGAUAUUGUUAGGAAAUGGCUGGCAGAAGGCAAUUCUAAAAGCUCCAGGAAGAAAAUAUACGAUUCAAAGACUGAUAUAUUGCGUCCCCGUUUUUGUCUUGGAGUGGGUAACAUUGACUCAAAAAGUUGGUUUUACAAUCUUUUUCACAUUGGACAUCCUAUUGCGUAUUCUCAUGUAGAUAUUUUGCUUUAUUAUCUGAGGAAAAAAAUUAAAAACGGACGUGCUGUAAACAACAGAUGCACAACUACUGACAAUUAUUUCGAUCGACGUAUUCAAGCCAUAUACGCUUUAUACUUGAAAAAGCAAGAUACGUCACUUGUUUCUUCGAAAAAUACAGCGGCUGAGUACAUUUACGGUGGUCAUAUGCGUUGCAACACCAAGUGGGCUGAUGUUGAUGAUGUUCUUUUCCCGAUCAACUGCGGUAAAGAUUGGCAUUGGAUAUUGGCUCGACUGAACUUCAAGGAACGAUGCAUAUAUGUCUACAAUUCGUUGAGGUCAGUCCGAAGUGACUCAUCUGCAAUUGAGAUCGUUAACUGCUAUAGUGUGUUGCUUCCGCUCUUCCUUGAAGAUGUCAAAUUUUUUGAAUCUCGAGAUGACAUAGACACUACCAGCGGUCCUUAUGAGGGAAAGAGUAUAACUGACCCAUUCAGAAUCGAGAUUGUGCAGAACUUACCCAUUCAAACUGAUACUGAUUGUGGAGUUCAUAUGUUUGCCGCUGCUGAGUUUUUUGUUGAUGGAAAAGUUAUGGGGCAAGAUUUUAGUGCCGAAGAACACCGUGCUCGUUAUGCUUCGUCAUUAUAUUUUUAUGGUCGUUGGAAGUACGAAUCUUCAGUUCUUAGUGAAAAUGAAGCUCCUUUGAAAAUCAAGAGGGUGGCUUCUUAGGCAUUUUUCCUUUUAGGAUUUUAUUUUGUUUUGUAUCGGAAAUAUAUCUGAAUAUUAUCGUACUAUCGUACUUUGGAUGUUAUUAUUUGUCUUUUGUUUUUUAUAUUGUAAACAGAAUUUAUAUUUUUAAUUCUAGUUGGCACCAUUUUUCUC
Messenger RNA from Mercurialis annua (annual mercury), 1296 nucleotides. RefSeq lists its product as uncharacterized. The record is from RefSeq and is a predicted model, not a curated record. Lineage: Eukaryota; Viridiplantae; Streptophyta; Magnoliopsida; Malpighiales; Euphorbiaceae. Gene Ontology annotation, biological process: proteolysis. Gene Ontology annotation, molecular function: cysteine-type peptidase activity. The transcript is spliced from 5 exons. Bases 1 to 1143 code for a protein of 380 amino acids.